CUCUCAACAAUUCCAAUGGCUCUUGAUCGGUCUUUGAAUUCUGCGCCGCCGCUCAAGAACGCCCGCCAUUUCGACUUUCUUGAUCUACCUAGCAGCAGCGCCGUCGUCGGAUCGUGGAAGAAAUCAUCCAGGCGAUCUAAGCGACGGUGGCAGAUUAAACUGGGAGAGGACGAGCUUUCCGCCGCCCGCCUCGUCAUGCUCGCCCGAACCGGCGGCGGUCCUUACCCAUCUCCCCCCGCCGCAGCCGCAGCCAGUCCUUCCACCGAAGAGAGCAAACACGAUGGUGAUAACCCUGUUUGUCCCGUACCCAUCAUCUCCGCCGCCGCUUCACUCCAUGUCAAGAUAUCUCAAGAAUCGGUCCCAACUACGCCGUCUCCGCCGCCGGCCGUGCCCAAAUCGUACAGGAGGUGCGCCGACUCCGGUAAGGGUUUCAAUUCAUACCAGGCGCUCGGCGGCCACAAAGCCAGCUGCUGCCUGAAGCCAACAACCGCCGCUGCAAUCGACAGAAACCCCUACGCCGUCAUCCCUGCCGUCGCCACCGCGUCCACCAGAUGCACCUCCGGCAUGAAUCGGAGUGGUAAGAUUCACGAGUGCGAAACAUGCCAGAAAACCUUCACAUCGGGACAGGCUCUCGGCGGCCAUAAGCGCAUGCACUAUGAAGGCGUCAUCGGCGCCAGAUCUAAAAAGAGCCGGAAAACCUCCUCAAACGGCGGCGCAGCCACCCAAAAGAUGAUCCGGGAUUUUGACUUGAACCUGCCCCCGCUGCCUGAUCAAGAUUUCGAGUUUUAAUGAAUUCAAGAAGUAGUGGAAAGUGCUCUGCCGCCACCUUUAUGCGCGUAUAAAAAGAAUAUGUCUUUAAAAUAUUUUUCUGGAGUGUUAAUUGAUUGUUCCAUACUAUUUAGGAUUUUUGUGUACUUUUAUUUACUUAAAUUCAAUGAAUUCUUCUAUGUCUCCUUUCAUAUUCUUUUAUUUGUUCUUAGUUUUUUUAAGUAUAAAUAGUAUUUUGCCACUCGUAUGUUGCCUGUUUUUGUACAUUGUCUCUUUAACAAAUAAAAAGCUUGUACGGGUACGCACACACUCGUUAUUUCAAGUUACUUAACCACUUAUGUUGAAUUUUCAGGCGAAUAUUCGAGUAUGAUCCGGCGCAUGCGCGAGACACAAUGCUACGUCCAUGGAUUUUUUC
Messenger RNA from Erythranthe guttata (spotted monkey flower), 1183 nucleotides. The record is from RefSeq and is a predicted model, not a curated record. Lineage: Eukaryota; Viridiplantae; Streptophyta; Magnoliopsida; Lamiales; Phrymaceae.